Castor canadensis (American beaver) is the source of this 577-nucleotide messenger RNA. It is a transcript of the gene Rpl32, whose product is annotated as ribosomal protein L32. The record is from RefSeq and is a predicted model, not a curated record. Gene Ontology annotation, biological process: translation. Gene Ontology annotation, molecular function: structural constituent of ribosome. NCBI's taxonomy places the organism in Eukaryota, Metazoa, Chordata, Mammalia, Rodentia, Castoridae. Gene Ontology annotation, cellular component: cytosolic large ribosomal subunit; ribosome.
CUCCCUCUUCCUCGGCGCUGCCUCCGUGGUGGCUGCCAUCUCCUACUCGGUGAGUCCCAAUCGUUCCCCAUCCGUCUUCUUAUGGUCCCCAUCAGGCCUCAUCGCUCCCUGGCAUCAUGGCUGCCCUCAGACCUCUGGUGAAGCCCAAGAUCGUGAAAAAGAGGACCAAGAAGUUCAUCCGGCACCAGUCAGACCGCUAUGUCAAAAUUAAGCGUAACUGGCGGAAACCUAGGGGUAUUGACAACCGAGUGCGGAGACGAUUCAAGGGCCAGAUCUUGAUGCCCAACAUCGGUUACGGGAGCAACAAGAAAACAAAGCACAUGCUGCCCAGUGGCUUCCGGAAGUUCCUGGUCCACAAUGUCAAGGAGCUGGAAGUGCUUCUGAUGUGUAACAAAUCUUACUGUGCCGAGAUCGCACACAACGUUUCCUCGAAGAACCGCAAAGCCAUCGUGGAAAGAGCGGCCCAGCUGGCCAUCAGAGUCACCAACCCCAACGCCAGGCUGCGCAGUGAAGAAAACGAAUAGACGGCCCACGUGUGUGUUUUAUUUGUGCUUAAAUAAACCUUCAAAAACUGUCA